Molecule: messenger RNA, 1934 nt
Organism: Ilex paraguariensis (yerba mate)
Lineage: Eukaryota; Viridiplantae; Streptophyta; Magnoliopsida; Aquifoliales; Aquifoliaceae
Source: the annotation of a GenBank genome assembly
ACACAAACAAAACAGAGAGGGUGAGCGCUAUGCGCAACAGGUGGCUCGCAACCAGCGACGACGAGGAUGACGCACCACCACCACCUCCUCCAUCACGUUCCUCCAACACCGACGAAGUCCAAGAGAAUCAAAGGAAGCGGAAAAAACUGAAGCUUAACGAAGAAGAGGAGGAGGAAGAAGAGGAGAGGAGAGAGAAAAAGAAUGCGAGAGAAGAAGAACAACCCGAGAGCGGUGACGAGGAAGAAAAAGAAGAUGAGGCGGUGCAGGAGGAUGCUAAGCCUAUUGGAGAGGUUGUUCGGGUCUCUGGAAAAGGCCGAGGAAAGCGCAACCAUUACAAGUCAUUUGAGUUCGAUGGCCUUGAAUAUAAUCUCGAGGAUCCUGUGCUUUUAGCUCCCGAGGAAUCACAUCAAAAGCCUUAUGUGGCCAUAAUUAAGGAUAUUACUCAAACCAACGACGGGAGCAUGAUGGUUACUGGUCAGUGGUUUUAUCGUCCAGAGGAAGCAGAGAAAAGAGGUGGUGGAAAUUGGCAGUCAAAUGAUACAAGAGAACUAUUCUAUAGUUUCCAUCGCGAUGAAGUGCCAGCAGAAGCUGUGAUGCACAAGUGUGUGGUGCACUUUAUUCCUUUAAAUAAGCAGAUUCCAAAACGUAAACAGCAUCCCGGGUUUAUUAUGCAGAGGGUAUAUGACAAUGAACGAAGUAGACUUUUUAAUCUAACAGGUAGAGAUUAUGAAGAUAACAAACAGCAUGAGAUUGAUGAUCUCAUUCAGAAGACUUCUGCUCGAUUGGGAGAUCUUCCUGACAUUGAGACUGAAGGUAACACUGCUGAUCAGGAAGAUCAGUUGAGAAAUAAAGGACUGCUUAGGAAAAAGAACAUGCCAACUCCAAAAGUUUCAAGGGAGGAAGAAACAAUCACCAGUUCUGGUCAACCUCUAAGAACCGAAGCACUGGGAAGCUGUACCAGAAGUGUUUCUGAAUACUACAAUAUCCUAUCAAACUUCAAGGCCUUAACUGGUGAAAUGCAGCGUGACAAGUGGUUAGAAAAGCUUCUCCAAGCAAUUCAAUUUAUGUGUUCGUGUAUAGACAGCAGCAGGCAAAAUGAUGGUAAAAAAAGCGUGGAUCUGAUGGCACUGCUGCCCCUGCAAGUGGAAAGAAUCUGGUUUGCCACUAAUCCGAGAGAUAACAGUAAAUUGUCGGAACGUGGAAGUAGAAGGGCAAACAUUUUUUCUGAGGCUGGCUUAUCUUUCCGAUGGCCAGAUGCUGCUGUUCCUGCUAUAGCUGCUCUUGAGAAGGCUUCACAUGAGGCUCAUUCCUCAGAUUUUCAGAAGUAUAACCAGAAGAUGCGGCAGCUGACUUUCAAUCUUAAGAACAAUGCAGGAUUAGCAGAGAGAUUAUUAAGUGGAGAGUUGGAACCUGCAAAAAUACUUAACAUGUCGCCUACCGAGUUAAAGGAAGGUUUAACAGCAGAGGAGCUAACAAGAAAGCAACCCGAGGAGUCUGAGCGGAUGCAGAUGACCGAUGCUCGCUGCAAAAGAUGCAUGGAGAAAAAUGUUGGUCUGAUAGACAUUAUUCAAGCUGGACGUGGAAAUCGAUAUCAGGUGGGACAAGUAAAUUAUUCAGAACCCAAUUUAAAGCUCAAUCAAGUGCCUCCUGAAAAGUACCAUGAAAGAAACAAGAUUGUUGUUGAGUUGGAAUGUAUUGCAUGUGGGAAUACCUGGUAUGCUUCAAGCGAUGAAGCAUCUACACUGACAAUAGACAGGCCAAAUUCUGUCAGGAGUGUUGGCAUUGCCCCAUGGGCCACUGCCAAAUUUGAAGAUGUUGAGAAGAAAUUGUUGAGUCCCCGUGAAUCUGAGAAGUCAAUCAACGAUGCUUUAAAAAAAACAACAGAAGCUCACAUGCCCGUGUUGGCCAACCAGAGAUCAUUCAACAAAUCCUGA